AUGGUUUUCGCACUGAAUAGAUUUCUUAUAGCAUCAUCCUUUGAGGCUGUAGCAAGUAACAGAACAAUUGUUGCUUUAUCACCCUUUGAGGCUGCAGCAAAUGAAGUGAAGGAUUUGGGUGACACCAUAGAAGAGAAAACCUAUGUUAUUAAUUGGGAUGGAGCCUUAAGGAUUGAGAAGGUUGUUGAUGAAACUAGAAGUAGAGAAAAGAAGGUCAACAAACGGAAGGUGAAAUCAGUUGAAAGAAAUGAGCAACUUGAGGCUAUGGAUGUAGAGCUUGACAUGAACGAAACGGUUAAAUCUGGCCAAGUAAACAAGACUAACCUCGUUGGAUUGCUUAGAGAUGAUGUUGGACAGUUGAAAGAACUUGAGGGGAAGACUCUUGUUUUAAGCACCAAAGAAGAGCCAAAGUUUGAUGAACCUGAAGAGAAACAUCUCACAGGGGAGUUUGAUAAAGAGAAGUUUGAGGGAUUUUUCGUCUCUUUUCUCGGGCCACUGACAUUAUACUUACACGGUUAG
Molecule: messenger RNA, 519 nt
Organism: Lactuca virosa
Lineage: Eukaryota; Viridiplantae; Streptophyta; Magnoliopsida; Asterales; Asteraceae
Source: the annotation of a GenBank genome assembly